Molecule: messenger RNA, 1426 nt
Organism: Salvia miltiorrhiza (redroot sage)
Lineage: Eukaryota; Viridiplantae; Streptophyta; Magnoliopsida; Lamiales; Lamiaceae
Product: metacaspase-9
Exons: 2
Coding region: 232-1176 (314 amino acids)
Biological process (GO): proteolysis
Molecular function (GO): cysteine-type endopeptidase activity
Source: RefSeq, a predicted model, not a curated record
AAACAAACUCACCUACUGUCUAAAUAUAGCUUUCAAGUUACUUCAGCAGGAAAUAUGGUUGCUUUCACAUAAUUUAAUUUCCUUACUCACAAGCAACAUUUGCUCAAACACCACAAGCAACAUUUUGCAUAAAUAGUGUCUUUAUUCACUCAACAUGAUUCACUCACUUCCUAAAAGGCUAAAACAUUCUACAUUCUAAAUCUUGCAACUGAUCUGCAAGAACACUGCAAUAUGGAGAAAGGCAACAAGAGGGCUCUUCUAGUGGGGUGCAACUAUCCCAACACGCCUAACGAGCUGCACGGCUGCCACAACGACGUUCUAGCCAUGCAUGAGGUGCUCAUAACUAGGUUCGGGUUCGACCCAGAUCAUGUUGAGAUUCUCACAGAUAAGCCUGACAGCCCUGUCAUGCCCACCGGUGCCAACAUCAAGAAGGCACUGAACGGUAUGGUUGAUCGGGCUGAAGAAGGCGACAUCUUGUUCUUUCACUACUCGGGCCACGGGACUUUGAUCAAACAACCUCACUAUUCAUCCAAGAAAGAGGAAGCUAUUGUACCCUGUGACUUCAAUCUCAUCACCAGUAUGGACUUCAGGCAGCUCGUGAAUCGCAUUCCAAAAGGAGCAACUUUCACCAUCCUCUCCGAUUCUUGCCAUAGCGGCGGCCUAAUCGACAAAGAGACGGAACAGAUAGGCCCUUCUGCCUCCUCAGAUGGCACCGUUGCAUCAGAAUACCACAAGCUGAAAGAGAUCCCUUUCCAAUCAAUACUGCAGUAUUUCAUAUCUUUAACCUGCAAAAUCAGCACAGACAUAGGCACACAUUUGGUGGAGGUGUUUGGAGCUGAUGCCAGCCUCAUGUUUCACCACGAGGGCGAGCCGCCCAUCAGCAAGCCACUAAAGCCGGAUGAAGGGAUCCUGCUCAGUGGCUGUCAAACAAACGAGACGUCUGCAGACGUGGAGAUAAUGGAAAAUGGAAGGAAACCCUGUGGAGCAUUUACAAAUGCUGUUCAAAUGGUGUUGAAUGAGAAUCCUGGCCCUUUAAGCAACAGAGAAAUCGUGGUGCUAGCUAGAAGGAUUCUGGUGCAGCAGCAUUUCACCAAACAGCAUCCAUGCCUAUACUGCAGCGAUGAAAAUGCCGAUAAAAUUUUCUUGAGCUCACCACAGAAACCAUGUCCAAAAUAAAGCACGUAAAAUCAUACCGUGAAGUCUUCAUUCCAUAGCGGAAAGAUAAUAAAAUCCCUGCGCAAGAAGUGAUUUCAAGAGCACAUUCUCCUCAUAAAGAAUCAAUUCCUAAAAGUUAUAUGUAAUGAGUGGCAUGAAACAGAGCAUAAAUGUGAAAAAAGAAAAAAGGGCAAAAGGAAUGCUGCAACAUAUUAUCUUAUUUGAAUACUCUCACCUUGAUAAUCGAAUCUUAUUUGAAUGCACAAAGAAA